Molecule: messenger RNA, 5304 nt
Organism: Chanos chanos (milkfish)
Lineage: Eukaryota; Metazoa; Chordata; Actinopteri; Gonorynchiformes; Chanidae
Gene: pappa2
Product: pappalysin 2
Exons: 23
Coding region: 1-5304 (1767 amino acids)
Biological process (GO): proteolysis; cell surface receptor signaling pathway
Molecular function (GO): metalloendopeptidase activity
Source: RefSeq, a predicted model, not a curated record
AUGAUGUUUUUUAAACUACUGGCUCUUACUUUUGUGAUAAUUCACACUUGGCUGCUAAAUUCCGCUCAAUCAGAUCAUGUUCAGAGAUACAAACGGGCUCUUGCUCAUAGAGCGGGCAGGGAACAGGCUGUCAUAGGGAAAGAAUUGUGCGGCUCAAUCAGUCGAAAACGACCGGCGCACUUGAUGACUCAACACUACCCCUUAGUGGCCGCGCUAGGGAGACACACCCGGCUGAAAGACCUACAGCAAAGAGCAGGGCAAACGGCGGAGCCCUGUUCAGGUGGGUGCAAUUCCGACAGCAAUGCUGCCCCCGGACAGCGUGAAGGCCCUCCUUGGAGUAUUAAUGAUAAGAAAAAUAAUGGAGAUUGGACCAUUAAAGGGUCAGGCAAAAAUGAGGAACCAGAUUCAUUUUACACUGGCUCCCUCACUAAGUCUCUCAGUCCUAAUGAACUUGAGGAUUUGGACUAUAACUCUAAAUUAGUUCAUGGACACUCAGAUAGAUUACACUCAGAAUUUGUUAAAAAGCAAAAGAGGUUUAUAUUGACUCCUCAGUCUACACACAGCAGAGUUUCCCGUAGCCUUUCCAGUCCUUACGAAGAAGGAGAGAGGGACUUGGAGGUAGCUGAGUUCACUCAAGACUUGUACGCUAGCGAUGAAGCCAGUGAUUAUUCAGCAGAGAAUGAGGACUAUUCUGGAGAGCAGCUGAGGCUACGCAAACCAGCCAGCACGUUGUGGGGUGCUCACGUUAAAGACGUCCCUCCUAAGUGGAUGACCACUCUCUACUUCAGCGGUCAGAGGGAGCAGUUGAAGAUCAACCCCUCAGCUGGAGUGGAGCUUCCUCGCUCCAAGUUCACCGUUGAGCUGUGGGUCAAAGCGGAAGGAGGACAGACCAACCCAGCGCUCAUAGCAGGUGUAUUUGACAACUGUUCCCACCCUCUCAGCGAGAAAGGGUGGUCUGUAGGUAUUCGGACCGUAGACCCAACAGGAAGAAAAGAUGGACGAUUUUUCUUUUCCCUCCGCACGGAUCGCGCUCUCAAAACCACAACUAUUACAGGACACCGACGCUACCAGGCCAACACCUGGAGCCAUGUGGUUGCCAGCUAUGACGGUCGCAGGAUGGCUCUGUAUAUUGACGGAGCAAAGGUGGGAGAGAGCACUCAGCAAUCUGGCAACCUUUACAGCCCUUUCCUCCAGCGCUGCCGAUUGUUCCUCCUGGGCGGGGAUCAGUCUGAACCCGGACACAACUUCCGAGGUCAUUUAGGGGGCAUUAUGCUGUGGUCUGACCCACGCUGUCAGGAGGAGCUGGUUAAAGGGUACGACCCCAAAGCCAAGGGGCAGAGCCCCAUCCUGUCCCUCUGGGCAAGCUUCUCCGAGGUGGAGAAAAUGUUCGUACCUUACAAAGAAAAGCAUCAUCCGGUCAUAGUCUCUGUCCCUCUUCCUGAGCGUCAGGUGGUCUCUCCAUUCCUCCCUCCCCCCUGCGGCCUGACGGUGUGUGACAACACGGACAUUAGUCUGAGUUACAACCGUCACUGGCAACUCCGCACGAAGAAGCACCUGCGCUAUCGUGUGGUCAACAUCUGCAACAGCGACGGUAGCAGCCCGACGGUGUCGCAGGCUCAGAUCGAACAGCAGCAUCAGGCCAUAGAACAAGCGUUCUCCCCUUACAACAUCACACUGGAGCUCAGCGUCCACACCGUACGCAACACCUCCCUCAGACAGCGCUUCAUCCUCAGCAACUGCCACAUCGCCAAGAUCGGGAACCGCCACUGCGAUCCGGAAUGCGACCACCCCCUCACGGGCCGGGACGGGGGCGACUGUCUUCGCCUAGGGCCCUGCUAUAACUGGAAAAGGAGGGACGGGGUGUGCGACGUGGAAUGCAACAGCGUUCACUACGACUUCGACGACGGCGACUGCUGUGACCCGGAGGUCACGGACGUGUUGAAGACGUGCUUCGACCCCGAGUCUCCUGAGAGAACUUACCUGAGUGUGAAAGAGCUGAAGGAACUUCUUCAUCUGAGCGGUUCGGACACACUCAACGUAUUCUUCGCGAACAACUCAGCCCGUGAGGAGCUGGCAGGGGCUGCCACCUGGCCCUGGUCCAAAGAGGCCCUUACUCAUCAAGGCGGUAUGAUACUGAACCCGUCCUACUUCGGCACUGUCGGACACAAUAACACCAUGAUACACGAGAUGGGCCACAUCCUGGGACUGUACCAUGUCUUCAAGGGGGUGUCCGAGCGGGAGUCGUGUGACGACCCCUGCCAGGAGACCACUGCUUCCAUGGAGACAGGAGACCUCUGUGCUGACACAGCACCGACUCCAAAGUCCAAGGCCUGUCGGGACCCAGACCCGGUUAAUGAUACCUGUGGCCUUGCCCACUACAAGAACACCCCCUACAAUAACUACAUGAGCUAUACAGAUGAUAACUGCACCAAUCAUUUCACCCCUAACCAAGUAGCUCGGAUGCACUGCUACAUUGACUUGGUCUAUAAGAACUGGGUUCGUGAGAGGAGACCCUCCCCUGUCCCUCUUCCACCAAUGGUGACUGAACACAAGUCAGAUUCUGUCACUUUUCAUUGGCUACCUCCAAUAAGUGGGCCGCUGAACCAAAAGAAGGCUGGUGUGAACUGUCAACAGUGUGACGAGGGCGGAGCUCUCCACCAGUAUGCAUACGAAGCCACCUCCCCCCACGCCUGCGACAACUCCGGCUACUGGACACCAGAAGAGGCUGUUGGUGCACCUGACGUGUACCAGCCUUGUGAGCCCAGCAUGCAGGCGUGGAGUCCAGAGGUCAGUCUUUAUGAAGCCAAUGCUACAUCACCAUGUCCUCAGAGUGAGGGCUGUGUGUUGGACCUUCACUUUCUUCACCCUGUGGUCCCUGACAGCCUGACUGUAUGGGUUACCUACAUCUCAGCCAAUAACCAAGCCAUCUCUAACAUUGAGCUCAUAACGGACACGGGGGAGUCCGUUCACACCGGUCCUCAGCACGUCUUCUGCGAUGUCCCGCUCACGCUGCACCUCCAGACCAAGAGGAGGGUCGGCGCGCUUAAGAUCUGCACCUUCGAUAAGAAAAUGGAGAUUGACGCCGUUCUGCUCUCCUCCAGACCACACAAUCCUUUGUGCUCCAGCUGUCGUCCGCUCCGUUACAGGGUCCACAGACAUCCACCUUUCAGAAGGGACAGGAAACCUCCUUCGGUGAAUCAGCCUACCUUCACGGAUGGUGACGUAGAAAAAGGUAAACAGUAUGAGUACAGGAUCCAGGUGGAGGCUGAACAUCUCCUCAGUGAGCUCUCUCCGCCUCUGCUCCACACGCACGGCCAGCCCUACUGCGGGGACGGUCUGGUCCAGGGGAUAGAGGAGUGUGAUGACAGGAAUCUAUUGGAUGGAGAUGGUUGUUCUAGAAAGUGUCGUAUGGAGCCAGGUUUUAACUGUGAGGGUCAGCCCAGUUUGUGCUAUGUGUAUGAUGGAGAUGGAGUGUGUGAGGAGUUUGAAAAGAUUUCCAGCGUGCAGGACUGUGGCUUUUUCACACCUCAGGGUUACUCUGAUCAGUGGGCGUCCACCGCCCUGGCCUCUCAUGAGGAUGAGAGCUGCCCCGCCCACAGAGCGACCGGAGAGCCCUCCCUCAAACAGAUGUGUAAAUCCAAGUUUCUGGACAUGACGGACGUAAUGUCGCGAAAAGCCUGGAUCCCCUGCACUGCACAGUCUCGUUAUACCAGCUACUACGAGCAAGACCAGCCUGUGUGGUUAAAGUUGGGGUUUGAGAGACCUGGGGUGGCAGCUUCCGUCAUCCUCUACCUGGCGUUUGAUGGCAGUUGGCAUGGCGACCAGUGUCGGAAAACAGUCACCAUCCAUCUCUGUGACACCGCUGGAAAAAACCAUUCCCUCGGUACUUAUGAGUUGUCAUGCCAGCGUAACCCUCUGGUGGUAAACGUGACACAUAACCUCAGCAUGCCGUUCUUCCUGACCAAGUCCGUCAUGCUGAACUUCUCUUCCGCUCAUGUGGCUGUGUUGGGCGUGGCUCUGAGGACGGCCUGCCACUUCAGUGCUUUUGCCCUGACUGGAUGUGUGCGUAGGCCAUGCAGCGCAGAUGGGUGCGGUACUGUUAAUGUAGAUCAUGCUUCAGUCAGCUGCACUGCUGGAUCUGAUUCCACUCAGUGCUCUGUUCUCUGUCACCGUGGUUACAUCCUCAGUGUUCUCAGUGGUCCAGGACUUCCUGCUCAUCAGAAAGAGACUGGCUUGAAAUGUGCCGGUGGAGUUUGGGACCGUGUGGUGGCGUGCCAACCUGUGGACUGUGGCUUCCCUGACCAGUCUCUCGUCUAUUUUUCCACCUUCGUCUGUCCCUGGGGCACCACGUUUGGCAAGCAGUGCUCCUUCACCUGCAAAGCCCCAGCCAUUCUGCAGGGCGACAGCAACACGUUGGUGUGUUUGGAAGACGGGCUAUGGUCUUCUCCGGAAGCGUACUGUAAAAUCGAGUGCCCGGACCCCCCGGCGGUGCCCAACGCCAAGUUCCUGAUGCCUCAGUGUGACGGCAAUGGGCAUGAUGUGGGCACCGUGUGCCGUUAUAAAUGCAACCCAGGAUAUUAUGUCACUGGAAGCCCUAACAAAAAGCCAAGGAAGAGAUUUCUGAAGCUGGAGUGUUUGGAGGGAGGUCACUGGCAGGAUGGAAGCUGUUUGCCCGUCUCAUGCCCCGCCCUACCCCCCAUGUUUGAGGGCAUGUACGCUUGCACCAACGGCCUCGACUUCGACAGCGUCUGCACGUUACAAUGUCCUGACCCCACUGAGAAGUACUCCAUUCGUUGCACCAAAGAUGGCAGAUGGACGGAAGAGUUCACAAUGUGUAAGAAGAUAGAGGGCUCUUGCCAGCCCCCCCCAGAACUUAACCUGCUGGAAUAUCUCUGUGAGGACGGUUAUGACGUGGGUGCGGUCUGCUACCCAACAUGCAUUGUGGCCUUGAGUGACCCAGUGGUUUUAGCCAACGACUCCACCGCUGAUACACUGAAGCACUGGAUGUUACCCACCAAGGUUCAGAGUAUAGUAUGUACUGGCAUGCUGAAGUGGCAUCCUAAUCCAGAAAACAUCUACUGCAUCCAGUCCUGUGAGCCCUUUGGAGGAGAUGGCUGGUGUGACACCAUCAACAACCGUGCUUAUUGUCAAUACGAUGGAGGUGACUGCUGUCCGUCAACUCUCUCUACCAAAAAGGUGAUUCAGUUCGGGGUGGAUUGCGAUCAUGAUGAAUGUGCGUGCCGUGAUCCUGGUGCAGAGGAGAACAAGAGCAAAGCCAGACUCACCGAGCCAGGUCAACCGUGA